Messenger RNA from Sordaria macrospora k-hell, 1326 nucleotides. Its product is annotated as mitochondrial 54S ribosomal protein mL44. Gene Ontology annotation, biological process: RNA processing. Gene Ontology annotation, cellular component: mitochondrion. NCBI's taxonomy places the organism in Eukaryota, Fungi, Ascomycota, Sordariomycetes, Sordariales, Sordariaceae. Gene Ontology annotation, molecular function: structural constituent of ribosome; double-stranded RNA binding; ribonuclease III activity. The record is from RefSeq and is a predicted model, not a curated record.
AUGAAGAGGAUAGCAACGCCCAGCUUGACGAGCCGGCUGCUCGUCGCCGCUCGCUCCGGAGUGUCGCCCGCCACUGCCGCCCUCCGAUCCCGAUCCGCAAUCUCGGUACGGUCGCAAUCGACUGCCGCCCUCGCCCAGCACGAUGCAUCCCACAACCUCAACAAUGACCGGUUCCCCCCUCUUGAGCCCCUCCCCCCCGCGGCCGAGUCCCUACCGUCGCCCCUCCCCGAACGGGCCUUGACCUCGGCCAAACUGGCCGCCCUCCACGCCCGUUUGAACCUCUCUCCCAAGAUCCCCCUACAGACAUUGGCAAGGACACUGGUCGACGCCUCGGCCGACGAGAACCCGCAGUUCAACAACGCCAACCUCGCCUUCGUUGGCCAGACCCUCAUCAACUACCACAUUGCCGAAUGGCUUCUCUGCAAAUACCCCCGCCUACCCCAGGGAAUUCUGUUCAGUGCCAUGAAGGCUUAUGCCGGACCCAAGCCCUUGCUCCAGAUUGCGCGGUCAUGGGGUGUUGAUACCGCCGCGGUGCCCGGCGGCGAGGUGGAUCCCGGUCUUCUGCAGUUCGAUGCCCUCAAGCCGGGCGUCUCCAUCACAAAUUUCGGCUACAAGCGUACGGAGCUCGCCUACCUUGAGAAGUUCAAGUGGCGCCGUGGUAUGGCCUCGCGUGUCGUUCUCGAUGACGACUUUGGUGAUGUCGUGCGCAACGAUCCCAAGGUUGCCGCCGACCUGGAGAAGGCGAUGGAAGAGCAGGACCAGGACAAGGACAAGACUCCCGACGAGGAGGAGGCCGAGAUCAUGGCCAACGAGCAGGACCAGGACGUGAGCUACGACCGCUAUGGCAACCCCGACACCCGGGCCUCUGCCGAGCGCGCCCACGCUCACUUUGUGCGCGCCGUCGUCGGCGCUAUCUACGCCCACUGCGGCCGCGAGGCCGCCAAGGCCUUCGUCAAGGGGCACAUCAUGUCGCGCACCCUCGACAUCGCCAAGCUCUUCGAAUUCAAGUAUCCCACCCGCGAGCUCGCCGCGCUCUGCGCCCGUGAGGACUUCGAGCCCCCUGUGGCUCGCCUCGUUUCUGAGACGGGUCGCCAGUCGCGUACCCCCGUCUUCGUUGUCGGUAUCUACAGCGGCAGCGACAAGCUCGGCGAGGGCGCCGGCGCCUCUCUCGACCACGCCCGUUUCAAGGCCGCCAUGAACGCCCUGAAGGCCUGGUAUCUCUACAGCCCCGGCGAGAACCCUCGGGUACCCAGCGACAUGCUGGAGGAGGGUGCUAAGCCCUGGACACCAGCAUACAUCGAUAUGGGUGAGGUUAUCUCCCGCUAA